AUGGAGGCCGUAAUGGAAAUGAUCAAACAGCAGUUUGCUGAGCAAGAAAGUCGAAUGUUGAGAGAAAAGCAAGAGGAAGAGGAACGUCGUCAGAAAGAAAAACAAGAGGAAGAGAAUCGUCGACAGAAAGAUGAAGAACGACGGCAGAAAGAAGAGGAACGACGUGAAAUAGAAAAACAAGAGGAGAAAGAACAAAGAGAACAACAAGAAAUAUUCCUUGAACAGAUUUUUCAGAAAACCGAAGGAAUAAUUGUAUGCCUAAAGGAAGAAAUCAGUGCGGUACGAGAAGAUGUAAAGGAAGAAAUCGAUAUAGUUUGGAAAACGGUGAAAGGAAUGGAGGGAAAAAUAACACAAGAAUUCGAAGCGGUGUCAGCAGCCAAUGGAUGGAGCGAUCAGGAAAAGGCUACUGCACUCAUAGUGGCUUUGAGAGGACUUGCACUUGCAAUACUGCAGACUAUUUCAGAUGACCAACAUCGCAAGUAUGGUGAUCUCAUCGCGACUUUAGAGUUGAGGUAUGGUAAUCAAUAUCGGGAACAACUCUAUAGGACACAGCUUAAAACACGAAUACAGAAAUCUAAUGAGAGCCUGCAGGAAUUUGAAGCCGGCGUUCAAAGUCUGAUCCAGCUCGCCUAUCCAGAGGCCCCGGAAGGUUUCAAAGAACAACUGGCGGUGCAAACAUUCAUUGAUGGCUUGAAAGACAUCGAAAUACAGAGGACUUUGAGAUUGACAAGUUUUAAAAGAUGUAGUGAAGCCCUAGUUCGCUCAUUGGAAGUGGAAGCGGCCUUCAAUAUCUCUGCAAGGCCCAAAAUGGGAACGGUAUCAAUCGAAGAGUCGCCUCAGGAAGAUAAUCUGAGCAGGAGUAUAUCACAGGUGCUCAAAAUAUUAGAGAAAAUGGAAUCCAGAUACAGUAGUGUCGCCAGCCAACCAAGAAGAAAUUGCUUCAGAUGUGGGAGGAGCGGACAUUUCAAGAGGGACUGCAGGGUACCAGGAAAACUUAAAUUAGCUAGCAUAUCGGGGCGCAUGCUGGCUAGUGAUAACGAAGCCCCCAGGAUCAUCCAAGUCAAUAGGAUUAGAAGAACUACCGAGAGUCUGACCAUCAGAGGAAAGGUGAACCAAAAAGACGUAAUUUGCACUGUAGACACUGGUGCAUCAGUAUCCCUGGUCCGCAGCGGUAUCCUUGAACCAAGCACAGUAAGACCACCAACAUCCAAUUUCGUUCUACGAACAGUCACGGGAGAGAAUGCACCGAUUCGAGACCACGUUCAAAAGCCUGUAAACAUUGCCAGCGUAUUGAACGCCAUGAAGAAGUUGCCGAUGUAA
Messenger RNA from Coccinella septempunctata (seven-spotted ladybird), 1320 nucleotides. Its product is annotated as golgin subfamily A member 6-like protein 7. NCBI's taxonomy places the organism in Eukaryota, Metazoa, Arthropoda, Insecta, Coleoptera, Coccinellidae. Gene Ontology annotation, molecular function: nucleic acid binding; zinc ion binding. Bases 1 to 1320 code for a protein of 439 amino acids. The transcript is spliced from 4 exons. The record is from RefSeq and is a predicted model, not a curated record.